AUGCUUACAACAAAAUUAAACAUCAAUUGUUAUCAAGUGUUGCCAAAAACAUUGAGAUUUAAGCCGGCAUUGAAUCAAUUAUAUUGUGUAGGACUACAACAAUUAACUACUACUACUACUACUACUAGUAUUAGACGGCACUGGUAUUUCAAACCUAUAUUGACUACUAGUGUCCUAAUAGUCUAUUUAAUACAUACUAUUAUAUCACUACUACUUCAACUAGUGUUUCCUCAACAAACAUGGUCAAUUGCUGAACUAGUAGAUAAUCAUGAUCACCAUGGUCAAACAACAAAUUGUCUAAUAAAACUAGCAUUGAUAUUGUGGACCAUUUUUACACUAUGGCAACAAUCAGUUUACUAUUAUGUCAAUUGGUAUCGAAUAGACACAAAAUUUAUGCAAUUAUUUCAAGUAUUAGCCGGUGGUGGUGGUGGUGCUGGUAGUGCUGGCGGCCUAACACCCAAUCAUAUCGGUCUAACCGACCAAUCAGCUGUCCGCAGACUACUGGCCACUUGCCGUCGGAUAUUUACAUUUACCGAUACCAUAAUAAAUAAACUACUAGUCCCGAUAGGUAUGUUUAUUGUAGCCAACAAUCUAAUGCUUAGUAUGCCUACUAGUGAAAACUGGUACUCUGUACUUGCAUACCUGUCCACUAGACUAUUAGCUAGCCUGGCCAUCUACUAUAUGAUCAAUCAAAAUCUAUGGCAACUUGCCUAUCUAUUAGUUCAAUUAAAAUCAAUAUCUAUUUGUUUGUCCAUACAAUUACUAUUUGUGACAAUAAUUUCAAGUCAAUGGUGGCCAUCCAUACCGUACAUCCAUAACCUAACCGUCCAGGAAUGCGGUAGAGCCGGUAACCAGCGUGUCGAUGACAACGGUUGCUUCCCAUUGCACCUUAACCAUAGCCUCGGUGGUGGUGGUGGUAGUCAACUGUCCCAGGCACACAAUGCCAGUGCCGGCGAUGCACCAUGGGCAGUCCUGCUCAAAUUAUACUAUUUAGAUCAAGAUAAUCAAACGGCUAUUGAUUAUUGUUCUGGCUCAAUUAUCGGGCACCUGUGGAUUAUUACGGCUGGCCAUUGUGUUAGUUCUGAUGUACAAUACGUUACCGUCUAUACGGGAUCGGGAUUCCCAUUGAACUGGACCCUAUUGACCGAAAACGGUACUGGCUAUAAUUCUAGCCAUAUCUAUCAGCAUCCACUAUACCACCAGCAAGGUAGUACAAUCGUCAACGAUAUAGGACUAAUCAAAUUGAACACUCCUAUACGGUUUGGACGGCACCAACCGGCCAACAAAGGUGACUAUGAUGUGAACGCACUGUGUUUGCCACCCGUUAACGUAACCAAUGGCGACAAUGUGUGGCCGGCCUAUGUUGCCGGUUACGGAGCCAGCGAUAUACAUGGCAAGGGCUUGCAGGUAGGCAGGCGCGAUAUUCAACCCUACUUUGAUACCUAUGGUACGGAAUUUUUGCAUAUGGCCGCCAAAAAUCAAACAGCCAGAAUGUGUGAUGGUGACUCAGGUGCUGGUCUAUGGCUUUAUUGGCAAAAUCGUGCCGUUUUGGUUGGCCUACAUAAGUCAUCUACUGGACCCAUACCCGACAAAAAUAACUGUGUAGAUGGUAAUCUACAGGUGCGCGGUGAAUCGGUAUCAAUGCAUAUGGACUGGAUUAUUAAAGUUAUUAAUGGUUAA
Molecule: messenger RNA, 1680 nt
Organism: Oppia nitens
Lineage: Eukaryota; Metazoa; Arthropoda; Arachnida; Sarcoptiformes; Oppiidae
Exons: 5
Coding region: 1-1680 (559 amino acids)
Biological process (GO): proteolysis
Molecular function (GO): serine-type endopeptidase activity
Source: RefSeq, a predicted model, not a curated record